AAGGAGAUCUGGGAGAUGAUCUGGGAGAGAGCAAGAGGAUGAAGAUAUGUAGCCUAUAAAGACGCACGUCCGUAUUGUCAUGCCUUCGUCCGUCCUCGUCCAAUUGUUCUGCCCGCGGGCCCUCCCUCCAUCACCCGGCUGCCUCUUUUGUCUCCUCUCCGCCUCGCCCCGCGGAUAAUACUCGACUCCUCUUCGCGCUCACGAGAACCCAUCAUGCCUGCGUAUCGCACUCGCGAACACGCCUCCAGGAUCUCGACGGACCCACUCCCUCCUCCCACUGUCGCCAUCAUUUCCCCGACGCCCCGCGCAUUCACCUUCCCUAUCAACACCGACGCUCCCUAUGCCUCUCCCUCCGCAUCGCCCUUCGAGCCAGACCUCAAGGCAUCUCGCACGCCACCCCUGCCACGCGCCUUCUCGCCCACGUCGUCCAUAGGCUCCGAUGCCUCGUCCGCCCUCUCCACUCCUUCCUCCGCCCGCUCCUCGCAGGUUUCGCAAAAGCGUCGUAGAUCGGCUGCUAGCGAUAUCGGGGAGCGACGUCCCAAGAAAGGCGACGACGACUACAUCAAGCGGCCAGAGAACGCGUUCAUCCUCUUCCGCCGCAAGUGCUGCGAGGACCGCCAGGCGCAGGACGAGGCCGACGAGCAGUCCGGCCCCGUCAAGAAGCAGCGCCAGGCGGACCUGUCCAAGACCAUCAGCCAGCAGUGGAAGAGCCUGUCCACGGAGGAGCGUCAGUACUGGGAGGAGCUCGCGAAGGAGAAGAAGAAGGAACACGAGGCGAUGUACCCCAAUUACGUGUACCGCCCCCAGCGCAGCAAGGACAAGGCAAAGGCGAAGAAGGGCAAGGGGAAGAAAGCAGACGAGGAGCAGGAGGAGGCGGACAACAGCAUAUCGUUCGUACUCCCAGUUCCCUCUCCUCCUCGCAGCCUCAGCCGCGAUAGCGCGCCUGUCUCGCGUUCGCACAAUCGCCGCGCGGUGUCUGCUCCCACACCGCCCCCGAUCCAUCAGACCAUCCAGCUGCCGAGCGUGUUCAUGCCCUCAUGUCCCACGUCGCCUUCGCGCGCGUCUUACCUCUUGCCGAGAAUCAGCGGGCGCUCACCGAACCCGCACAUCCCUCCUCCAUCCGACAACGAUCCUCUAACCCGUUACGAAUACUUACCGAACGACUCCCUCUUCCCGUCAAACUACCAACCGAGCACUGCUUUCGCGCAUGGUCCUUCCGUCGAUGAGCUGUACCAGAUGUUCCAGGCUGAGCAGCCGCCAGUACCAUCAGCGCCACAACAGACCAACGGGGUCCUGCUGCACAGUCUCACCAUCCCCGGAGCGCCGUCACUGAUGUCGUCAAGCGUCGUGUCGCCAACAGAUACCAUCGCCUCAAGUCAAUACUUCCCGUCCGUGGACUCGUUCGCGUCGCCCAUCUCGCCCACCUCGCCUCAAAAUGGUCCGUUCACGCCCGCCGACACGCUCUCGAUGAUGUCGCUCUCGCUUGCCAAUGGUCAGCAGAAUGGGAUGAUGCAAGAUGCGUUGGCAGAGCUGCACGCGAAGGACCUCUCGUACUCGGCCUUUACGUGGCCCGAGGGGUCGCUCUGGCCCGCGGACACGAUGAUUCCGGACGACUUUGACCUGAACUCGAUCCCGCCGAUCGAGUUGGGGAUCUCGCAGUUUGACGGCGAGAUGCAGCAGUUGUGCGGGCUCUCCGGGGACGGCGGCGCCUCCGCGGCGGCGUUCGACUUUGACGGCGGCGACUUUUCGUCGUUGGGGCAGGAGUACGACUUUCACGACGCGCACCCCGGACAUGACCCAGCGGCGAUGUUCACGGGGUAUGACCCCCAGACGAACUGGUGAUGACGCGGUCAACGUGCGCGGGCGUGCGUUGACGGCCAUUGACACUGUAGCAAAAAAAGCCAU
Molecule: messenger RNA, 1905 nt
Organism: Laetiporus sulphureus 93-53
Lineage: Eukaryota; Fungi; Basidiomycota; Agaricomycetes; Polyporales; Laetiporaceae
Exons: 3
Coding region: 214-1842 (542 amino acids)
Biological process (GO): anatomical structure morphogenesis; regulation of DNA-templated transcription; cell differentiation
Molecular function (GO): RNA polymerase II cis-regulatory region sequence-specific DNA binding; DNA-binding transcription factor activity, RNA polymerase II-specific
Source: RefSeq, a predicted model, not a curated record